AUGGACGACCCAUUUCAGUCCACCCCCGUCUCUGGGGUGGGGCUGCGCAAGUCGCGGUCUCGCCCCGACCUGAUGCACCAGCUACCUGCGCCGCCAUCGUCCAACUCGAUUUCGGCGCAGCUUGAGCGCACCCCUUCGCCCGAGCUCCUGACCCCGGACCUCAAUGCUAGUUCUCUCCGCACACACCUCCAGGAGCUUUUGGAGCACAAGUCUGGCCAGCUUGAAAUGGUUGGCACUAUGGGCCAAAAGAUCCUUUCCCAGCAAGCUGAGCUUGAGGAGAGGAUCCAAUCUCUCGGCGACAUGGACUCGGACGCGGACGAGAUUGACGACGACACUCGUGGCAAGCUGCUCGAGCUGCAGGAGGCGAUGAAGGGUUGGGAAGACGACAACCAGGGGAUCAUGAGGGAGCUCCAGGUGCCCAAGUUCUUGGAUACCUCAGUUGCUACCCCAGGAAAGCUGGGUGCCGACGCCGCCGCACCCAGCACCCUUACCCGCCGACAGCGCAACACGGCGCAGCACAGAGCACUCGACAUGGAAUUUGCGACGGAGAUCGGGCAGAACCUUUUGGUCGAAGUUCGCCGGCUGCAAGCCUUGCUAAACGAACGGGACCGUGCUCUUUCCCAAUUCUCAGAGGAGAAAGAUGGCUGGGAAGUGGAACGCCACGACCUCGUCGCUGCUGUUAAAACCGCAGAGGGCACUGCCGAGCGCUACAAGGACGACAACUGGAACCUGGAAGUCAACCUGCAGGAGCUGCGCUCGACCCAUGCCGAUGUCCAGGGACAGUUCACCAAAUCCACCGCCGAGCAGGCGCGUCUCACCAAGACUCUUGCCGCGGUGCGCGAGGCUGCCGAGACCCACAAGUCCGAGGCCGACAGGCAUGCCCAGGCCCUUGAGGAGAUCAAGGCCAAGCACGAGACUGAGAUGGCUCAGGCUCGUAAGGCCUCUGCUGGUCUCGCUCGUGACAAGAGCGACCUCCUCUCCGAGCUCACCGUCGAGCGCAACCGCCAUGUCGCUGCCCUCAAGUCUCGUGCCACGCGUGGCGGCAGCCCUGCCAUCCGCAUUGGCAGCAUGGAGGAGGACAUUGACGAGGACGACGUCUUUGGCGACGCGCUCAGCCCCCGCAAGCGCGGUCCCGGCUUUGACGCCAACGACAAUGCUCUUUCUCCCUCGCAGCUCUACGCUUCCGACUUUGAGUCGCCCGAUAACACGCCCUCCAAGUCCUUCUCGCGCUCGCCCCUCGGCGAAAUGUACAUCAACGAGGUUGACGAGCUCCGUGACUCGCUUGCCCAGGCGCAGGCCGAGAUUGCCCAGCUCAAGGAGGACGCUGAGCGUUCCCGCAGCGUCGAGCAGCCCCAGGCCGUCGACGAGUUUGGCGCUGGUGGCAAUGGCUUCCACGAGGAGACCGUCAAGGGUAUUCGCGACGGCAAGGGAUCCACCCGCGGCCGCCGUGGCCGCGGUGGUCGCGUCGUUGCAACGAUUACUCGCAAGAUGGGCUUUGCCACUGCUGGUUCUGGCAACGUUGCCGACCAGAGCUUCAACUCGGCGUCGUCUGCUGGCACCCCCGACAUGCUCCGCAUCCGCGAGUUUGCUCAGUCCGGUUCUCCCAUGGGCGCUGGCGAGUCGCUCGGCGAUGCUCUGUCCCAAGACAUUUACACCCCGGGCCCCACCCGCACCAUUUCCAACACCACUAGCACGGAGUCGGGCCACUCUGAUUUCUCGGACGAUUAUGACACUGCCACCUCGGACCACGAAGACGUCAACCACGCAGGCGUUGGCCAGACAUUGGCUCUCAGCGACGAGCUUGUUGCCCCUUCCUCUUACGCCGAUGCUUCGGUCAUGACCGAUGACUGGUCCCCGGCAUCGUCUCCCUCGCAGGUCGUCCCUACUUUUGCCCGCAACGACGACGACGGCGAGAUCACCCCUUCGCGUCGCACCCUUAUUCUUCCCGACCUUACUUCUGCCAACAACCGCACCGGCGACGUCCGCACCGACACCGAGGGCGAGACCGACUUUGAGGACGCCCGCGAGACUGUGGGCACCCUCACGCCUCAACAGCUUACCUCGGAACUCCCCACCGACACCGAGGCCUAUGCCACCGCCGCUGGCGACUCAAGCGCCGACGAGGACAGCGACCACCCCAUCUCCACCAAGCGCAACCUCGGCUUUGCCCCUCUCGGUCUCGGCCUCGGCGCUGCUGCCGCGGCUGGCGGUUGGGCUGGUGCCCGCCGCUUGUCUCGCAAGCCGAGCAAGGAGACCCGCGAGCGCAUCGUCGAGGUGCCCGUCGAGAAGAUUGUCACCAAGGAAAUCUUCGUCGACCGCGAAGUGAUCAAAGAGAUCCCGGUGGAAGUCAUCAAGGAGGUCUUUGUCGACAAGAUCAUCGACCGCGAGGUCCCCGUCGAGAAGAUUGUCUACGUCGACCGCGAGGUUAUCAAGGAAAUUCCCGUGGACCGCGAGGUUAUCAAGGAAAUUCCCGUGGACCGCGAGGUUAUCAAGGAGAUCUUUGUCGACAAGAUCAUUGACCGCGAGGUCCCCGUCGAGAAGAUUGUCUACGUCGACCGCGAGGUUAUCAAGGAAAUUCCCGUGGACCGCGAGGUUAUCAAGGAGAUCUUUGUCGACAAGAUCAUCGACCGUGAGGUUCCCAUCGAGAAAAUUGUCACCAAGGAAGUCUUUAUCGACAAGAUUAUCGAGGUGCCCGUCGAGAAGAUUGUCACCAAGGAAAUCUUCGUCGACCGGGAGGUCAUCAAGGAGAUCUUUGUCGACAAGAUCAUCGAUCGCGAGGUCCCCGUCGACAAAAUUGUCACCAAGGAAAUCUUUAUCGACAAGAUUAUCGACCGUGAAGUCCCCGUCGAGAAGAUUGUUACCAAGGAAAUCUUCGUCGACAAGAUUAUCGAGAUCCCCGUCGAGAAGAUUGUCACCAAGGAAAUCUUCGUCGACCGGGAGGUCAUCAAGGAGAUCCCCGUCGACAGGAUCGUCGAAAAGGUUAUCGAAAUUCCCAAGAUUAUCGAGAUCGAAAAGGUCGUCGAACGCGAAAUUGAGGUCAUCAAGGAGGUCCCGAUCGAGAAAAUUGUGGAGCGCAUUAUCGAAGUCCCCGUCAACGUCGACGUCGAAAAGGUCAUUGAGCGCGAAGUAAUCAAGGAGAUCCCUGUCGACCGGAUCGUCGAGGUCGAAAAGAUCAUUGAAAAGAUCGUCGAGACCAAGGUCGAAAUCCCCGUUCAAGUCUUUGUCGACCGCCCCGUGGAAGUGGAGCGCAUCGUCACCAAGACCAUCGAGAUCCCCGUGGAGGUGGAGCGCAUCGUCACCAAGACGGUCGAGGUCCCAGUGGACCGGAUCGUCGAGGUGGAGCGCAUCGUCACCAAGACGGUCGAGGUCCCAGUGGACCGGAUCGUCGAGGUGGAGCGCAUCGUCACCAAGACGGUCGAAGUCCCAGUGGACCGGAUCGUCGAGGUGGAGAAAAUUGUUGAGGUGGAGAAAAUUGUUGAGGUGGAGAAGAUUGUGGAGAGGGUGGUCGAGGUGCCCAAGGAGGUCAUUAUCGAAAAGGUCGUCGAGGUGCCCGCCAUCACGCGCACCCUCGACGCGACCGGCGAGCCAAUGACCCCACCCAACGGGCCCUCGACUCUCUCUGCUGCUGCCUCACCCCGCUCUCCCGACAUCGGCUUCUUCCGCGUCGCGCCCGGCGCCAACUACGACUUCCUCAAGGCCCCGCCUCCUCCUCAUGGCAACCGCCGCAACUCGCCUCCUCGCCACGUCCUUGAGGCAGACAUCGCUGCUGCUCAGCCCCGCUCCCGCGACUUGGCUUCAGCCAACGUCGAUGGCCUCCCCCCUCCAUCGCCUACUGCGGCUCCUUCGUCACCGACGUCCCUGCUGCCGUCGGGCCUGCCUCUCACACCAGAGGUGCCAGACAAGACGCGCCCUCCCAUGAUGCACCUUCCUCCUCCACCUCCCAUGCCCCCACCCGCUGGCACUGUCGUCAAGAAGAUGUCGACGGGCCCCAACCGCCCCACUUCGCCUGUCCCCGACGAUUUCCUCGUUCGUGCCACCUCGCCUGUGAGCAUGAGCAGCGUUCGCCGCUCGGGCACGCAGCGGUCCAUCCCGUCGGCUGGCCAUGCCGUGCGCGCUCCUCUCGGCACCGCGACCAUCAUGGGUCCUCCCACUAUCCUGGGUCGCCAGCCCUCUGGCACUAGCCUCCGCUCUGCCCAGACGCCCAUUGCUGGCCGCGACGCAGGUACUUGGGAACAGUCGCGCGACAACGUGAGGCGCCGUGCCACCACGGUCAUCAACGAAAAUGGGCGCCCCGGCUACACGUCGGCCAACUCGAGCGUUUCAGACCUUCACCAGCGCAACGCGUCGUACUCGUCCGUCGACAGCGUGGCGGCCAGCAAGCCCGCCCGUCGCUCAGCACCGAACGCUGCGACCGACCCCGUGACCAUCCAGGCCAUUACACAGACCAUGAUUGGCGAGUACCUGUACAAGUACACUCGCCGCACCAUUGGCCGCGGCAUGUCCGAGAACCGCCACAAGCGCUUCUUCUGGGUGCACCCGUACACCAAGACCCUCUACUGGUCGUCUCAGGACCCUGGUAGCAGCGCCACCAACGAGUCAAAGGCCAAGAGCGUCUUCAUCUCGGGCAUUCGCGUCGUCGACGACUUCAACGCAGCUCCUCCUGGCCUGUACAUGAAGUCGAUUGUUGUCUCGACCAACGGGCGCGAGAUCCAGUUCACCGCGCCUACCAGGGAGCGCCACGAGUUGUGGAUGAACGCUCUCGGCUUCCUUCUCCAGCACCAGGGCCAAAAUACCGCCAACACGGACAACUUUGCCACCUCGUCGACAAAGGCUAGCAAUGUCAGCAACAUGGCGAGCACCCGUAACCGUCGCCUGUCCGUCAUUCCCGAUGAGCAUGGCAAGCUGCGCUCGCCCACGUCGCGUAUGAGCAUCCGCAGCCUGGGCUCCAACAGUGCCACCCCCAAGGCAUCGUCUUACCCCCGCCCCGCUUCAUCCAUGUCCACCCACUCGCGCAAGCGCGGUGGCACCGUUGCCGACACUUACAUGCGCCGUCACCAGGUCCCACAGCCCCACUUUGGCGGCCACCGCUACAAGGGCGCGUACAAGGGUGCGCCCAUCGCGACCGACCUUGACCCCGACUACGACAUGGCCAGCCACCUCGACGAUGACGACCCGGACGCGUCGUUUGAGGGAUUGGAUAAUGUCCGUGCCUGCUGCGAUGGCAAACACCUCGUCGGCCACGGCCACCACCACGGCCACAGCAGUAACAGCAACCAGGGAUCAUCGGUCCCUCCCACUCCCACAACCCCCAUGCGCGCGCAGACCCCGUCUAUCCGCUCACGCGCGAGCUCCAUCCUCUCGACUGUGCGUCGUUAA
This is a messenger RNA of Apiotrichum porosum, 5376 nucleotides long. RefSeq lists its product as uncharacterized. The record is from RefSeq and is a predicted model, not a curated record. Lineage: Eukaryota; Fungi; Basidiomycota; Tremellomycetes; Trichosporonales; Trichosporonaceae. Gene Ontology annotation, molecular function: tubulin binding; phospholipid binding. Gene Ontology annotation, biological process: microtubule cytoskeleton organization; dynein-driven meiotic oscillatory nuclear movement; establishment of mitochondrion localization. The coding region runs from base 1 to 5376 and encodes 1791 amino acids. The transcript has 3 exons. Gene Ontology annotation, cellular component: mitochondrion; cell cortex.